Doryrhamphus excisus (bluestripe pipefish) is the source of this 1440-nucleotide messenger RNA. The record is from RefSeq and is a predicted model, not a curated record. NCBI's taxonomy places the organism in Eukaryota, Metazoa, Chordata, Actinopteri, Syngnathiformes, Syngnathidae.
AUGGAGGCGAAGCAUCGUGCGGUCCAGUUGUCGGUGCGUCCGUCCAGAGGACUGGUGGACGAUAAGUUUGUCAUCACGGUCCAGAAUGCGCCCCCUGGCGUCCGGCUCACCGUCCACGCCUUCCACCGCUGCGAGGACGGACACGGCUGGGAGUCAUUCGCUCACUACAUGUCCGAUGUCGGCGGCGCCAUUGAUGGUACGCCAUCCACAAAAAACACUUUGGACAUGUCCUGGAACACCGUCUUUGUCUUUGUAGUGUCCCGGGAUGCCAGCUUGGGGGGGACGUACUCCUGGGUGGAACAAAUGGGUCUCAUGUGGAGCCUCAGACCAGUUCCGGGCAGCGAACCCGGACUCAGGUUGAGGAAGAAGAACGUGCAGACCCCCAUGGAGUUCACCAUCUCAGUUCAUGGGGGUUACAUCACUGAGGGCUUCAUGGACCGCGUGGCGCUGGCCUCUCAUGCAGUGGAGCGCUGGUACAUGGCGCCCGGCGUCCGCAGGAUCCCCGUCACUAAAGACGGACUUUCCGCGACCCUCUUCCUGCCUUCAGGUACAGUCCAGACCACACAAAAACCCUCACAUGAUGAAUAAUAUAAAACCUCACAAGGACCCGGACCUUUCCCGGGUAUCCUGGACCUGUGGGGAGGUGCGAGCCAGCUGGUGGAAUAUCGUGCGGCGCUGCUCGCUUCCCACGGCUUCGCUUCACUGGCUCUUGACUACCUGACCCCUAAAAUCGUCCAGGAGUUGGGAAAGUUGGUGGACGAGUCGUACUUUGAGAAGGCCUUCGGGUUCCUGCAGCAGCACCCGCAGGUGCUCGCCGACCGCAUCGCCAUGUUGGGACUCUGCUUCGGGUGCACUUACCUGCUGAGGGUGCUGACUUACUCUGACGUUGUCAAGCCCAAGUGUGCCGUGUGCAUCAGUGGAUCUCACCUGCAGCCAAAGAGCAUCAAACAGGAGGAUUUAUUUGCUUUCUAUAAUCAGCAUUCAGACAAGAUUCAAGUCAACGAGAAGAACCAGAACAUCCUUAAAAUGAUGUUUCUGCCCAUCAGUACCCUCACCCUCAAAGCGGAUGUGGGACGUGUGCAGUGUCCUCUGCUGCUGGUGGUGGGCGAGGACGAUCAGAGCUGGCCCGCCUCAGAGUCCGCUGUAGAUAUGAAGGAGAUGAUGGAGCGGGCGGGGAACAGCCACCUGCUGACCAUCCUGUCCUACCCCGACGCCGGUCACCUGAUUGAGCCCCCGUACUCGCCGCACACCAAAGCCAGCUCCUUCCACUCCGUCACGCUCCUACGGAAGAUCACCGCUGUGUGGGGAGGACAAUGCGCGCCCCACGCGUACGCUCAGGAAGAUUCCUGGAAGAAGAUGCUGGCGUUCCUGCACCACCAUCUGUACGCCGGGUACUACCGCCCCCGCGGUCCUGUGACCCAACUCACAGCAAAGUUUUGA